Messenger RNA from Blastomyces dermatitidis ER-3, 1107 nucleotides. RefSeq names its product alcohol dehydrogenase 2. The record is from RefSeq and is a predicted model, not a curated record. NCBI's taxonomy places the organism in Eukaryota, Fungi, Ascomycota, Eurotiomycetes, Onygenales, Ajellomycetaceae. Gene Ontology annotation, molecular function: oxidoreductase activity. The transcript is spliced from 4 exons. The coding region runs from base 1 to 1107 and encodes 368 amino acids.
AUGGGUGAAAUAGUUGCCAUUCCCACACAGGCCAAGGCCGCUGUCUAUGAUAACCCAGGAACCGUUUCAACGAAAGUCGUGACGGUUGAUGUGCCUGAGCCUGGUCCAGGAGAAGUCCUGAUUAAUCUGACUCACUCUGGAGUCUGCCACUCGGAUUAUGGAAUCAUGACCAAUAGCUGGAAAAAUCUCCCGUACCCAACACCAGCCGGCCAAGUAGGUGGUCAUGAGGGCGUUGGAAAGGUUGUCAAACUUGGUUCAGGCACAGAGGGCUCAGGAGUAAAGCUUGGAGAUCGCGUGGGUGUCAAGUGGUUACAAUAUGCUUGCGGCAGCUGUGAACCUUGCGCCGCUGGUGUUGAUGCCUGCUGCGUGAAGUCGAAAGUGUCUGGAUACUAUGCUCCAGGCACAUUCCAGCAAUACAUCACGUCACCCGCAAGCUAUGUCACUCCGAUUCCAGACUCUCUCCCCUCCGACUUGGCCGCCCCCCUCCUCUGCGCCGGAGUAACCGUCUAUUCAGGCUUUAAGCGCAGUCGUGCCAAACCGGGCGAUUGGGUCAUUAUUUCAGGCGCAGGAGGUGGCCUCGGCCAUAUUGCCUGUCAGCUCGGCAGCCGGGGUCUAGGACUCCGGAUUAUCGGCAUCGACCAUGGCAGCAAGCAAGACAUCGUGCUCGAAUCUGGCGCGGAACAUUUCAUCGACAUCACCAAGUUCACGGAUAACGAGCCCAAAGGUGGCAAGUUGGCGGAACACGUCCGAUCCCUCACCGGCGGCCUUGGCGCCCACGCCAUUCUGGUCUGUACCUCCUCGAACGCUGCGUAUGCGCAGGGGAUGUAUCUGCUUCGCAUGAACGGCGUGCUAGUCUGUGUUGGGAUACCAGAGAACGAGCCCCUUCCAAUCGGGUCAUCGUUCCCUGCAUUACUUAUCGGGAAGCAGCUGUCCGUUGUUGGGUCUGCAGUGGGAACUAAACGGGAGUCAAUUGAGACUAUGGACUUUGGGGCGCGGGGGAUUAUCAAGGUGCAUUUCCGAACGGAGAAAAUGGAUGCGCUAACGGAUGUGUUCAAGGAGAUGGAAAGGGGGGAGCUUAAGGGAAGGGUGGUGCUUGAUUUGUCUUAG